CAUCUGAUCGCCUGUCAAAACUGUUCUCUGUGUAUACAUUUACAUGCGUCACAUCGGUAUCGGCAGGAUUGAAAACAGCAGGAUCAACAGGAAGAGCGCGUGCCAUCAAAUAUCCGAGCUUUUAACAUCAAGAUGUAUGCGAGAAGAUAGUAUCGUCGAGAAUGAACAAAAAUAUGAAUUCGCCAUCGAAACUCACGGAGUUCGCUCCGUUGAGUCCCGAGGAGAGUCAACCUGUCGUAGCGUCGAUCUUUUCAAAGUUCUUCAACUUCACUAGAAAUUCACCAAACACUAAUGAUUCUACUGUAUCUUCUAACAAUGAUGAACGUAGCUCCUCUGAUUCCGAAUCGUGGAAGCAAUCGGAGAGCACAGAACAAACACCCGACGAUGACAGCACUAGCAUGAUAAAUUUUCCAUUAGAUACCAGUGAGGGCCGUAGUUUGCCAAAUGUUCUGAAACGUAUCAGCAAUAUUGUGGCAUUGAAAAGUAAUAAUCUACGUUCGUACAAAGAUUCUCAGUUAAGGAGUUACUGGAUGCCCGACAGCGUGAGUAAACAAUGUUACGAGUGCGGUGAGAGAUUCACGACGUUUCGAAGGAAACACCACUGUCGAGUGUGCGGGCAAAUUUUCUGCUCAAAGUGUUGCUCUGAUCAGAUACCAGGGAAAAUCAUGGGAUGCACAGGAGACCUUAGAGUUUGUACAUAUUGCUGUAAAGUAGUUCUUUCUUAUCUGCAAUCGUCGGAUAUGAGAAGUGAUUUAUCAGCGGACUUGAAAGCGCUGCAGGAGGAUCUUCAAGUAAAAUACGGAAACGAUUCACCGCUGUUAACUCGAAAGCAUACGAACGAAUCGAUGGGCGACGAAACGUCGAUAUGCCGAAAGCCGAGUGUAGGAUACAUGGAGGAGAAUUACGCGACUGGACGAUCGGGCAAUAGUUAUCUAUCAUUGCACGAACGCUCGCUCGCGUUACAAAAUUCGGCCUCUUUAAGGAUGAUCUGGGAGGAAUUAUUCCGGUCUAGUCAAGCCAUACAAUUGCAAACGCAUAGAAUUCGAUUAAAAAGUUAUUACAAUUGUUUCUUAGCAAACGAACUGGUGAAUUGGAUGAUAGCUCAAAACAAAGCAGCCACUCGUGUGCAGGCAACUGCGAUAGGCCAGGCAUUGUUGGAAGCGGGCUUUAUCGAGCCGGUUAUUGGCGAUAACGUGUUCAGUGACACGGCGACCAUAUUUAGACCAGUACAAUUAUCCUCCUUGCAAAAUAUAGAUUUAUUAACCGAAAAACGGACGACAUGCGAUGCUCAAGAACCAGCAUGGGUAAAGACUAUUCCUCAGCAUGAUUCGACUACCGAUUCCGAGAGCGAGACCAAGCCGAUGAGCUCGCAAUCGCAAACUUUCGGCCGUUUGCCGUCGUCUAGUUCGAGUUUUUACUUGGAUUUAAAUUUAGAAGCGUCUACCGUCACGUUGAAAAGACCAACCUCGGAAGAUUUAACUGUAAUUUCCGUGGACAGCAGUGACGGCAUAAUCGAGCAAAAAGAAAUCAAUCUUAAACCGCACGACUGUAACCUUAAGAUAUGCGACGACUUGUUAAGCGACACGCUUCAAGUACACGAGUUCAAGGAAAAGAACGGUUGGCACAGAGCGACUAAUUUGAGAACAGCUUUCGGCGAGAUAAGCGCGUACGAGUGUUUGACGUCUGCGUAUAAAGCGCACGAAGAUUCUCUUAUUAAGCAAUUGCUUAGUAAGGAAGGCUUGUCGCAAACGUGGUCGAACACAAUUUUGUCCAUCGCACAUCAGAUAGUUGACCAUGUCAGGCCGGAUUUAAAUCACGAUGCUGACAAUUUGGACAUUCGACAGUACGUGCAAUUCAAAAAGUGUCCCGGCGGCAGCAGAGACGACUGCGAGAUCGUGUCCGGCGUGAUUUGCAGCAAGAAUAUCGCUCAUCGCGGCAUGAACGCCAUGAUCGCGCAUCCGAAGAUCUUAUUGUUGCAGUGCGGACUAAUGUAUCAACGCGUGGAGGGCAAAUUGAUAAGCUUGGAACCCGUAAUGCUGCAGGAGAGCGAGUACUUGGGACAUACGGUAGCGAGAAUCACCGCUCUAGGUCCGGAUGUGGUACUCGUGCAUCGCUCCGUAGCCAGAUUGGCUCAGGAUAAGCUGAGAGAAUGUGGCGUAACGUUAGUUUUGAACGUGAAGCUCAGCGUACUUAAAAGAGUGGCGCGAUGCACGGGCGCUAAUAUCGUAAACACUAUAGACGCGCACAUAAGCGCGAGAUAUAUGCUGGGCACGUGCAAGAAGUUUUAUUUAAGAAAUUUUCCUGACGAACGAAGAGGCAUCAAGACGCUGAUGUACUUUGAAGGCUGUGCAAAUCCGCAUCUGGGCGCGACGAUAUUACUGCGAGGCGGCUCGCAGACCGAAUUGAAGAAGGUGAAGAACGUUACGUCAAUGAUGAUCUUUGCAGCUUACUCGUGGCGUCUCGAAAAGUCAUUUCUCAUGGAUGAGUUCGCUAAACCGCCGUCGCCUAAGGACAAUUCGUUCCUAGAUGAAACAUCGCAGAAAGAUUCUUUAAGCGGCGAGGAGUCAAAGAAACUCGAAGAUCACGUGAUCGACGAACAUGCGAUGGAUGUGAAGAAACCAUCGAAACUAAAUCACGAUCAAGAAGCCGCACUCAGCGGUGAGCAGAGUGCACGAAAUAUUCAGUCAAAUAAUCCGAGCACGUCCGUAAAGGACGAGGAUACUCGUAGCUCCGAGAAUAUCUUAAGCGUGGACUCUCUGAGAGAAGUGUCGUCGAUGUUGUCCGAGGAUUCCGAUCCUUACGACACUUUAAAGUUAUUUAAGACGAAAUUGAAACCGUCUUUACAAGACGCGAAGGACGCAAUGCCAACAUCUUGCGAGAACGAUACAGCUAAUGAUGAUAAAUCCAAGGAUCAUUCUUCAGGUCUCGUUUCCGACGCCGCGGAGGAGCAUAACGAUAGCGCGACCUUGUUCACGAACAAGGAUGUCGACCAAAAGACCGAGGAACUCGAUAAGGCGAGAUUGAAGGACAAGAUAUCUUCUGAGGAAAAGCGCAUUUAUGGGGAAUCCAUAAGCGACCGGAGCGAUCCACUGCAUCAAUAUUUGAACGAAGAUGACGAGGACGUGUUCAAUCACACCAGUCCGAACGGUCAGCGUCUGAGUGUCGCCGAUUUCCCGCUGUUUAACAAGUUCAAGAAGGCGCUUCAGGACACCGUGCUGAGCGUGUCGCCGUAUCUGAAGUUCUCCAUUCCUUAUCUGGAGACCGAGAUCGGGCGGAACUGCGUGCUGCGGAGCUUCUUCCCGCGCGAGAUCUUCUACUCGACGCAAUUCCUCGACAAGGUCAAGGAGACCCGAACGAACAGCGUGGGCGUGAGCGAGCAGCUCGCGUCCGACAGUCGCGAGCGGACGAGCGUCAUGCUGAAGCUGCAGCAUCCGUUCGCGCAGAUACGCCUCACCACGGACGCCGAUAAUCGCGAGGUGCAGAGCCUUCUGGCGGAUUUCCGCGCGCGCGGAAGUCGACUCUACCCGACGCACAACGUGCUGCUGGAUAAGGCGCUGCAGUCGGCGGCAACAUCCGCCGAGAGCAACGAGCAGCAGCUGAUUCCUUCGUGGCCGGACUGCCUAGACCCCGCAAGCCAUCAGCGUUUGUCCGUGCUGUUCUGCAGCUUCUCGCAUACCGGAAACGACACACCGGCGUUCUGCGUGAAUCCCUGGGUGGUGAAUAUGACGAUGUACGGGCAGAAUGACAUCGCACUCGGCCGCUUCCUAGAGCGUUACUGCCUGACGACGGAGUACAAGUGUCCGGCGCGGGCCUGCCGCGCGCAGAUCGCCCAGCAUGUUCGGCGCUUCGCUCAUGACGGUGGUUGCUUGCACAUCAGCCUCAGCGAGAUGAGCUCCGAGCCGUUCGUGCAGGAGAACGCCGAUCAGAUUCUCACGUGGAGCAAAUGCGUCAAGUGUAAGAGCGUGUCGCCGGUGGUGCCGAUGUCGGGCGACACCUGGUGCCUGUCGUUCGCCAAGUAUCUCGAGCUACGCUUCUACGGUGGCGUGUACUCUAAACGCGGCGUGGACGCGUGCCAGCACUCGUUGCACUACGAUCACUAUCAAUAUUUCACGCGCCGCAAUAUGCUGGCCGUCUUCAAGUUCACCAAGAUCUCGCAGUGGGAGAUCUCGCUGCCGCCGCCGCUGAUCAACAUCAUCUACGAUCCGAAGCAGCACGCCAACGUGAUCGAGGAGAUGAAGAGCGUGGCGCUGAAAGGCGACGAGGUGUUCACAGCGAUACGGGAGAAACUCGUGAGCCAGACGGAUCUGGAGAGCUUGAAUCUUGCCAAGCAACAGCUCGCCAAGGAUCAGCAGUACUUUAAAAACAAAAUCGAGGAAGUUCAGCUGAAACUGACGUCGCCGACGUUGGAGAACAAGAAGCUCGAAGGCAAGACAUCCGAGAGACAGGUGCAAACGUUGAUGUUCCGGAUCGAGGACGGCAUUGUGAUCCUCAAACGGCUCAUCUCGGAGGCCGUGUUUACGUGGAAUAACAAACUGUCGGAGAUGUCAGCCAGAAAGAAGGACGAGCGGCCGCGCCGAUUCACCGAGCGAUCCAUGACCGCCGGCAGCAACAGCGUGGUCGACACCGACGGCUACAUCACGGAGGACACCGCGUCGGAGUCGCAGGUUGAGGAUCUGAGCCCGAUGUCGGCCGAUUACAAUGCCGUCGACGCGAUCACGGCGGUGCAGAGCGACUUCCAGGCGUCCGAGCUGGUGGAGAACUCCGACAACGAGCUUCUGGAGUCCACCAACAAUCCCGACGAGAUGCAGGGCUCGCCGAAGAUGCACCAAAGAUCGCAUUCCGACGUUCUGCCGUUGUCGUCCGAUGACUCGCACGAUAAGAAGAAAAAGAAGAAGACGAUCCUGUCGCAGUUGCUGCCAUCCGUCUCCGUGAAUCACACGAUAUCGAAUCCACUGGGGCCUUUGGAGCACUACUUGCUGCCACUCGGAUCGGUGGUGCCCAUAGUGGUCUACGAGUCCGAGCCGUCGUCCAUAAUCGCGUACGCGCUGGACUCGCACGAUUACAAACACGCCUUGCAAGAAUCGCUGCGCACGACCAAAGGGCCGGAUUUCAAUCCGAGUCCGUUGAGCAAGCGCAAGUUUCCCGAGGGUAGGGACAGUUCGCUUGAUCUGGUGCAAUCGGGAGAAUUCAAGCGACCGUCCGUGCUGUCCUUCUUCCGCGGCAACAGCCCUAAUCCGGCCGCCAGCAGUCCCAUCGAGUCCGACAAGAAUGUAUCAAGUGUGGAAUUCAACGGUAGCAGCGGCGCCGUCGGUCCCGAUGUUGACGACGACAAAAAAGCAAUAAAGCAGCAGAAUUACAUCGAGGUGCAGUUCAAUGACGCCACGACCAAUUUCUUCUGCAGGAUAUACUUCGCCGCGCAAUUCGCUGCUCUGCGGGAGAACGUUCUGCCCUGCGGAGAGGACGGUUUCACGAGAAGCCUCAGUCGGAGCGUUCAGUGGGCCGCGAGGGGCGGAAAGAGCGGUAGCGCCUUUUGCAAGAGUAGAGAUGACAGGUUUAUCAUAAAGGAAAUGUCUCGACUCGAGAUGCAGAUCUUUCUCGACUUCGCGCCAAACUAUUUCGCCUACAUGGAGAGGUGUCAGCAAACCAAGCAGCCGACGUUGCUCGGCAAAAUAGUCGGUGUGUACAGGGUGUCGUUUAAAAACAACACGACCAACGCGGCGCUUCGCACCAGUGUGCUAGUGAUGGAGAACUUGUUUUACAAGCGAAUCAUCACCGACAAGUUUGACCUGAAGGGAUCCGUGCGGAAUCGGCUAGUGAAUCCCGACGAUAUGUGUCACGAGGGUGAAUUGGUUUUGCUAGACGAGAAUUUACUGAACAUGAGCUGCGACUCUCCGCUAUAUAUCCGAUCGCACUCCAAGGCAGUGUUAAACGUGGCCAUCGAGCAGGACACCAAGUUUCUAGCCGACAACUCCGUGAUGGACUAUUCGUUAUUAGUAGGUUUGGAACCAAGCUCCGACGAACUUGUUCUUGGUAUAAUAGAUUACAUAAGAACGUUUACAUGGGACAAGAAGCUGGAGACUAUGGUGAAGAAGUCCGGUAUACUGGGUGGUCAGGGCAAAUUGCCGACCAUAAUAUCGCCGGAGGAGUAUCGCGCCAGGUUCAUCGCCGCGAUGCAUCGUUACUUCCUGUCGGUGCCCGACAGGUGGUCGGGACUGGGCAGAGGUGUCGAGAUACCACCGGAAUAAGAUGCGCCGAUUUUUUCCAAAGAUUACACGAUUUUACACAUGCGAUGAAUCACGAUGUACAUACAUUUUUUUACGUCGCGAAAUAUUAAACGCGUUGCACAAACGCUCUGCUAUUAGCAUAAUAUUUUAUACAACGAUAACAUAGUCGAGAAACAACGAUAGAGAAAGUGAUAUCGAUAGCUGUUAGUUUUAAUUUAAAUCUUAACUUAUCGCCACGUUACAUAAGUUAAUAAUAAUUUUCCACGGCUGCUCAUAACUGUGCACACUAUAUCCAUAUGUAUCACGUUAACGCUUAAAUGUACAUAGUAGAUUUCUUUUGUGAUAUAUACUUUAAAAGCAGCUGCUCCCAAGUUCUACAGUACAAAGGUAUGAGUAAAAAACUAGAAGCUAAGAAAAGCACCAUUAUUAAUAUUUUAUUUAAUUCUCCAAAAUUAUGUACACAUGACCAUUACUCGUCUUUAUAAUAGUCAAAUAAACAAUAAUCAUAAUUCAACAUAGUAGAACAAGUUCUCGUUCGAUAGUCUUUUACACUAUCUCAAAUACAGCCUACAGGUUACACAAACGUAAGGAAGGUAUUAAAGCGUGUACCUUAUUGGAAAAAAUACCUCGUCGUAACAUCGUUCUUUCAUUUUUUUCUUAUGUUUAAUAUCCGCUAUUAUUUACAUAAACCCAUUCACAGUGACAAAGCCGUAUGCAACACCUGAAUACUCGAGCUAUUGCAUGUUCGAAAAUGAAAUUUAUCAGAUAAUAAGCUUGAAUUUUAAAUUCUUAUUAUUCCACUGAGACCACUGUUACGGUUACAAAGAAAAAGAUCGCGUAUUGCAUUCUUAACACUUCUAUUGUAUGUAGAAGGAAAUAAAGAAUUCUGUGUACAUUAUCAUUUUACGUUAAACUAGAAAGAGAUUUCUAAGAGGCUGUGAAAAAUUUAAAUUUGCUGCUACAUAGAAUAAAUCGGGUCUCAAUGAGAACAAGCGCGUCCUGUUUGCAUCGUUCCACCGUCUGUCGUAAGAAAUAUAACGAAAGAUACAGAGAGAUUGAUAUAUUU
Messenger RNA from Linepithema humile (Argentine ant), 7290 nucleotides. It is a transcript of the gene fab1, whose product is annotated as fab1 kinase. Lineage: Eukaryota; Metazoa; Arthropoda; Insecta; Hymenoptera; Formicidae. The record is from RefSeq and is a predicted model, not a curated record. Gene Ontology annotation, molecular function: 1-phosphatidylinositol-3-phosphate 5-kinase activity; ATP binding; 1-phosphatidylinositol-5-kinase activity. Gene Ontology annotation, biological process: intracellular signal transduction; melanosome organization; regulation of reactive oxygen species biosynthetic process. Gene Ontology annotation, cellular component: cytoplasmic vesicle; vesicle membrane.